This is a messenger RNA of Anolis carolinensis (green anole), 2541 nucleotides long. RefSeq names its product TRAF-type zinc finger domain containing 1 (gene trafd1). NCBI's taxonomy places the organism in Eukaryota, Metazoa, Chordata, Lepidosauria, Squamata, Anolidae. Gene Ontology annotation, biological process: negative regulation of innate immune response. The transcript has 13 exons. The record is from RefSeq and is a predicted model, not a curated record. Gene Ontology annotation, cellular component: mitochondrion. Bases 220 to 1962 code for a protein of 580 amino acids.
AUGGGCGCGCGGGGAAACAAACAAGGGGCGGGGCCAAGCGCUGGAAGCGAUUGCGCCGCUCUGAGGCGGCCAGUGGGCGGGAGGACCGUCCAGGCGGGAGCCAACGGUCCCGGCCGGGCUUGAGGGGAAGCGCCCCCUCAGGGAAAGGAGAAGGAGCCGCGGGCCCGUCCGCACCCAGCCUGGCUUCCUCCUUGUCCACAGGUUCUGUCCAGUGGGGCGAUGGCAGCCGCGACGGAAGAAGGGUCGGAAACCAAGCUCUGCGGCAACUGCAAAAAGGAGAUCCCGGCAGCCAACUUCACCAUCCAUGAGAUCCAUUGCAGCAGGAAUAUUGGGGUCUGCCCCACCUGCAAGGAGCCGUUCCCUAAAUCGGAACUGAAGAAACACCAGGAGAAGGAGCACACGCAGGUUUACUGCAAAUGCAGCAUGAAGAUGGACCGGGGCCAUUUAAAGGAGCAUGCGGCUUCUGAAUGUCCCUUGCGCUCGGUGGCGUGUCAGCACUGCGACAUCGUGCUGGCCUUCAACCGGCUCCAGGAGCACGAGGACUACUGCGGGGCCCGCACCGAGCGUUGCCGCCGCUGCCGCCGCAACAUCAUGCUGAAGGACCUGAAGGAGCACCCCGAGGAUUGCGACAAGAUGGCCGAGGCGGCUGCCAGCCAGCCUAAGCCCUGCUUCGGCGCCGAGGCGGAUGCGCACAAGAUCCAGGCCAUCCGGAACAUCUUCCACCCAGUCCAUGCCUCCGAAGCCGUGCCGAGGGCGAGCCACCAGAUUCCCGAGGGCCGGAUGUACAGUUACCUCUCGCGGGAGCAGAUGCCCAGGGAGUAUGCCCGGAGGAACAUCAGCCCGGGCCUGGCAGAUCCGAAUCAAGCUCACAUGGCGAGAGCAGCAGCCCCUUUAACCUUUGGCCAGCCAUCCGAGUGCGACUUAGAUUACAUGUUGGCGCUCAGCUUGCAGCAGGAGCAUGGCUCCCAUGUGCACAGCGCUAGCGCUGCCGCUGCGGCCCAGAGUGACCUCUGGACGAAUAUGCGUCCCAGCAAGACCAGAGCCGUGGAGAGCUUUGUCGAGGAGCCCAAUCCCUUCCCUCAGGAAGCACAAGAACCAGAGCAGCCCAAAACCGAGACCCUCCUGCCGUGCGAAUUCUGCGAGGAGCUCUACCCAGAAGAAGUGCUCAUCCUCCACCAGACGGGGUGCAGCCCCACCAGUGCGCUGGCCUCCUACAGCAAGAGGGGCUCUUUGACCCCGCAGUCGGACCGCCUCCACGACUUGUGGCAACAGCUGCAGAGCAACCAGGCCAUGGGCAGCGGAGAGAGGCCCACCUUCCUGCAGGACCCUUGCAGCAGCCUCCUGAUCCCGUGCGAAUUCUGCGGCGCCCAGCUGGAAGAAGAAAUCCUCUUCCACCACCAGGACCAGUGUGACCUGCGCCCUGCCACUGCCUCCUCGAUGAGACGGAUGCCGGCCCUGCAAGGGAGCCCAGCCAUGGAGGACAGGGAGGAAAGCGAGUCGCCCGAGCUGCCCCGGAGACGGGUCCAUAACCAAGGGUCAAUGCUGCCUCCCUACUUUGAGGAGUUCCGGCCCCACAAGCGCCCCCAGCCGAGCCAAGGGGGCCCCUCCCGCAACAACCUGGUGACGGCCCGGCGCAUGCAGCUGGCCUCCCCCGAGAGCUGCUCCGGGAAUCCCUUUGGGCCUCCGUUGGGAGAAAAGCCCCGGAGGAGUGAGCCAAGCACGAGCUGGUGCCCAAGCGAGCCGCCGGCUGCCCUCCUGCCCACCGGCCGCUCUCCCCUCCACUUCCCGCUCGGCGGCUACAAGCCAAGCUUCCCCGAGACUGCUCCAACCCGGCCCAGCCUGAGAAACAACGGGGGUGGCAGAAGCCCCGCUAGGCCUACCGAUUACAAGCCCAAGGAAAACCCCUGGGCGGCUGAGGCCAAGGCUGAAGAGGAGGACAGCGACCCUCCGGAGGAUGAGUAACCAGCGGAGAAGCUUUUUGCUGCGUUUUGCCCAGCGCCAGGCCCUGAAAAGUGCUGCUGGGCGCAGUGUUUCCUUUCCUGGGGGAUGGGGGUGGGUGGGAGAUAUGUUGUGCCACCGCCGCAGAGACGCGGUGGCCCCGGGGCCCUUGGGCGCCCCCUUUUCCGAAUGUGUAGGGCCUCCGGGGCAGGCUUGUGUGCAGGCAUGAGGCCUGCUUAACCAAUCUUGGGGGUGUUUUGCUUUCCGUUCCCAUGAGCCAUCUGGGAAAUCCAGCCGUGUUCGAUUCCCAAAGGUUGGCCCCACUUUGUCCCGGGCCCGGCCGCCCUUCUUGUUUUGUUUUGGUUCUCUAGUCCGUUUGCAGCCGCAGAGGCUGUGGGGAGGGGACCGUGGGGCAAGCGCCAUCCCUUUUUGUGGCACUUCUGCGUGCAAACGCCACGGUCUGCAAUACCUAAAGUGCCCAGUUUUCGACGCCUUUGAGGCCAGCGCAGGACCAAGGAAGCCACUGUUCUUUUUCACUUCACUGUUUGUUCUGUUCUGAAGAUUGUUUUCAAUUUCUCUUAAUAAACUUGGUUUCUGUCUGUU